This is a messenger RNA of Heterobilharzia americana, 2256 nucleotides long. The record is from the annotation of a GenBank genome assembly. NCBI's taxonomy places the organism in Eukaryota, Metazoa, Platyhelminthes, Trematoda, Strigeidida, Schistosomatidae.
AUGAAUAAAAAUGAAUUUACCACAAUCGAUACUCCAUAUGCAAGUGAACAAGCUGGUCAGAAUACUGCAUCAAUAUUUACAUCAAGAAGAAAUUUUAUGGAAUGGUUUCGGUCAUAUUUUGAUAGAUCACUGUUAAUAUUUCAAUUGUUUUACUUCGCUUACUAUGCUGCAUUCGGUUCUUUAUUUCCAUUGAUAUCAAUAUACUUUAAACAACUUGGAUUGAAUGCUUUCCAGUGUGGUAUUUUAAGUGGGACACGUGCAUUAGCUGAAUGUUUUGCUGUACCAUUUUGGAUUGCGUUAGCUGACAAAUGGAAAAAGGGUAAAAUGUUUGUCUUGGUCAGUUUGAUCUUUGCAAUGGCCUUCACAUUAGGCUUGGGAUUUGUUCGUCCAACACCAGAAGGUUGUCUAGUUAGUUUACCAAGAUCAUCGAGACAAUACAAUACUACAUCAAAUGGUGAUGACGAUGGUCUCAUUCUGAGCAUCAUUCAACCCUAUAAAGCAUCAAGAUAUGACGACAUCAAAUCCGUUGAUAUGGAUAGAGAUUUAGCCUUGAAAAUUAGGAAUCAAUUAGGACAAUCUCCACUUUAUUUGGAUACUAAACUGUUGGUGUCCCCACCGAAAAUGAAAGCUACACGUUGGGGUAUAGGUGUCGGUCAACAAACUGGUGAUCAAAACCUGUAUGCAAGAACACAAGCUUAUCAUGAUCCGACACAAUAUCCACCUGGUAGCCUUGUCAUGCCUCUCUAUUCAACUGUUGUUUACAGUCAAACGAAAAUUAAUCAAAUAUUCAUUGUCAUUUUAUUGCUAUUAUUAUUUGGAGAGAUUAUGUCAUGCGCUGCUAUACCAAUAGUAGAUGCAGCUGUAGUACAACAAGGUGCGACCGAAGUUUGUCACAGUUAUGAAAGACAACGUAUAUUUGGUUCUAUCGGUUGGGCAUUGUCAAUGUUCUUCAUUGGCUUGACACUGGACCACUCAACAAGUUUUCCAGACUAUCCAUGCUUACAUCCUGGUUAUCGUGAAAAAAACUACAUGGUUUGCUUUGCCACAUAUUCUGUAUUUAUUGCAUGCGCACUAUUUAUCGCUACACAAUUCACAUUUCAAUAUGAAGGUGAUUCAGAGAGUAUGUACUUUAAACUAGUCAAAGAUAAAAUGGCUAAGACAUUUUUGGGAAGAACAACUAAAAAUCGUUCAAAAUUAGUCAAUGAAGACGAUGAUGAUGCAGAUGCGGUUGCUGGCACUGGUAGCAGUAAAGAUUGGAAACCUAAUGAUAUAUCAGAUGAAUUUGAAAAAGGCACAGUUGUUAGUGGAACAAAAUCAAAGCAAAGUAAUGAAGAGAUCUUAGAACAACAACUUGGCAUAAAAUUUGAUCGUAAAAACGGUGGAAAUGUGUUAAGAAGUCAGACUACAAUAGAUGGACAACAAGAAGAGUUAGCAGCUGCAGCUCAGUUAAAGGUAACAAGAUGGUUCCAUGCAUUAAAACAGUUUCGUCAACCUCGACUUCUCCUAUUCCUAUUCGUUAUCUGGUUUAUGGAAUUGAAUGGAUCACCUACACUGUUUGGAAUAGCAUCAGUCAUAAAUCAUGCAUCAGAAAUAAUUAUGUAUCAAUUCAGCAAACAAAUAAUUGAUAAAGUUGGUCACUUGAAAGUGCUAUAUUUGGGACUAGUUGGCAAUGUGGCGAGAUUUCUUUAUGUGUCCUGGAUCACAAAUCCCUGGUGGAUUCUUCCAUUCGAAUUUAUACAAGGUCUUACUCACGCGGGUGUAUGGGUUGCAUGCUGUUCCUAUAUUAUGCAAGCGUUUCAACCAGAAUUUCGUCCAUCAACACUUGGGUUUUUACGUGCAAUCCAUUAUGGUAUGGGACGUGGCUUAGGUGCUAUAUUCGGUGGACUUGUCGUAUCGAGUUAUGGAACUCCAACAAUGUUUAGAGCUUAUGGAGCAUCAUCAGCUUUAGUACUUUUGGCGUUCUUAUUGUUGAACUACUUUAUGCCGAUUCCAGCAGUAAAUGAGGCAUCAACUGAAGAUGAUAAGAUGUAUGGUCAAAUUUCAUCUGAAGGACAGAAAUCAAACGCAACACCAUUUGGCAAUGCAUUUCAAACAAAUGAAGUAACUCAUGAAUAUUACCUACAGAAGGAGCAAAACCAAAAAACGACUUAUCAAUUCCAACAACAACCAUUACAAUCACAACAACAAAUGUCUUACUCACCAGCUGGUAGUCAACAAUACGGACAACAGAAAGAUACCUAUAGACAAGGUUACUAA